GUUAAAAAACACUAUAGGGAGGUCAGGUGUGUCUCGAGCGCGGUGAUAGCAGUGAUCGUCUGCACACCAACAGGAGCGAGGAAACGUUAUCUCAGAGCAAGAAUGGGCACACGUUUGAGUGACAGCAGCUGUACCAGGGAGCAACAGAGGAGGACAAAAGGAUGGUGUUUGGUCCUGAAAAGCUUCACAGUACUGAUCUCUCUCAUGAAAGAGCAAAUCUGCCUCUUUCUGCUGCUGUGUGCUCCCACACUCACUCAAUGCUUUCCAGUGACUGCAGCUCAAGGUGGACACGAUCCUGUGCAGCUGUUUUUCUGCAAGACCCCAGGAUGUGCCACUGAUGUGACUCGUGUGUUUUGCAAUGACAAGCUGGUCUUCAGUAACACUGACAUCAUAAGUUGCACAGGCCCUCCACCACCCAAUACUGUCUGCCAGCACAAUGGUCGGGCAUUCAUUUCCAGGGAUACACAUGGUGUCUGUGAGUUUGAAGGGGCCGAUGAUUAUAUGGAGACCAAAGAAUGUCCAGACCUGAGCAACAUUUGUGAUUUUAUCAAUGCUCCCACAUCAUCUCCCAUCCCCACCAAGGGUCAACAAAAUGUCAGGGAGGACCAUGCAAAAUGGGGAACCAUUGUUGGUGGAGUUCUUUGUUUGGUACUAAUAGUCUCUGGUCUCACUGCAUAUUUCUACUGUAAAAAGAGAAACAGAGACCGCAAUCAACAGCCAGCAAGUGACUCUGGUGUGACUUCACCCCUAAGAAACAUGCAAAGCUCUGGAGAAACCAGUGAGAGGGAUACUGACUGUGAUCCUGGACUGACUAAUGGCAGCCCUCCCUCUCAAUGUGACCCUGGAGCCUACACUGAAAAUUCUUGACUCCUACUGUCCUACUGUCCACUUGACAUGAGACAGGAUAAGCUGACUGCCAACUCUGACAACCUGCUUUACCUCCUGAACUGCUGCCCCCAACUGCUUCUUGCUUUUUACUUUCAUUAAAUAUGUAAAAUUGGUUUGUUUGAGCUCAAAAGGUUUUGUAUUUUUAUAAGUAAACAUUCCAGCUCCUGUCAAAAGUCUGCUCUCCCCCUCACCUGUUGCUGUGGGAAUUAUCCAAUCAUUCAGUCUCACUCUCUGCUCUGCCACACCCCUCAUUAGUUCAACCACUUUCACCUGGCGCUCCCACCUGCUCAUCAUCUCCAAUCAAGCCAGUAUAUAAGCUGCCUCGGCCCACUCCCUCUUUGUCAGAUUGUCUAUGCUGUGAUGCUAAGUCAUCUUGCCUUCAUCUCUGGACUGCCUUCCUGGUUCCUGAUCAGCUUGUCUCCGACCAUUGCUCCUCAUCUCUGCCCCGGUAAACCUACCAGCCUUCUGUCCCUGACUCUUAAGUUCUGCCUGCCUGUUCCUGGGUCUUUGUCUGCCUUGGGAGUGGAAAAUCAGGGUUCGAUUCCCGGUGGAGCCAUACUCAUCAGAACUGUGUUUCUCUGACCGUGCUACUAUUGCCUUGACGUUGUGUGGAAUAAAGACUGUAAAAUUUA
Messenger RNA from Thunnus maccoyii (southern bluefin tuna), 1520 nucleotides. RefSeq lists its product as uncharacterized. The transcript is spliced from 9 exons. The coding region runs from base 103 to 867 and encodes 254 amino acids. The record is from RefSeq and is a predicted model, not a curated record. Lineage: Eukaryota; Metazoa; Chordata; Actinopteri; Scombriformes; Scombridae.